Molecule: messenger RNA, 1089 nt
Organism: Colletotrichum orchidophilum
Lineage: Eukaryota; Fungi; Ascomycota; Sordariomycetes; Glomerellales; Glomerellaceae
Product: tat pathway signal sequence
Exons: 2
Coding region: 1-1089 (362 amino acids)
Biological process (GO): glucan catabolic process
Molecular function (GO): hydrolase activity, hydrolyzing O-glycosyl compounds
Source: RefSeq, a predicted model, not a curated record
AUGCCUUCUCAGAGCAUCAAGACAGUGCUGGUGGGCGCCGCUGCCCUCCUCCUCUGCUGCAACACCAGGCUGGCCCAGGCGCAGCGGAAGUACGUCCUCCACGACAACUUCGACAGCUCAAACUUCUUCAACGAGUUCAGCUUCUUCGACCAGCCAGACCCCACCCAGGGCUCGCAGAUUUACACGAGCGCCGUGACGGCCAACAACAGCGGCCUCGCGGGCUACGCCAGGGGCGGCAUCUAUCUCGGGGUCGACUCCAAGACCAAGGGUCAGGGCCGCCAGUCGGUGAGGGUCACGUCGAACAAGGCCUUCGACACGGGCUUGUUUGUCGCUGACAUCCAGCACAUGCCGACUAGCAGUUGCGGAGUCUGGCCUGCCUUCUGGAUGUUUGGUCCCAACUGGCCCAACUCGGGUGAGAUUGACAUCAUCGAGGGAGUCAACACCCAAGAGUCCAAUUCCGUGACCCUCCACACGGGCCCGGGCUGCAGCAUCACCAACGACGGCACCAUCGCCUCCACCACCCUUAAUGGGAAGGACUGCAACGCCGACAGCGCCUCGACGGGCUGCGGCCAGUCGACGUCCAGCAACCAGAACUACGGCGACGGCUUCAACGCCAUCGGUGGCGGUGUCUACGCCGUCGACUUCAACUCCCAGGCCAUCUCAGUGUGGUUCUUCCCACGCAGCGCCAUUCCCGGCGAUAUCAGCUCGGGCAACCCAACCCCGUCCUCCUGGGGCCAGCCCCUCGCCAAAUUCAACGGCGGCUCCGGGUGCGACAUACCCUCGCACUUCAAGCAGCAGAAUCUCGUCUUCAACACGGCCCUGUGCGGUGACUGGGCCGGUAAAGUGUGGGAGCAGAAUGCCGAGUGCACCGCGCUCGCGCCUCAGUGCUCCGACUACGUCGCGGCCAACCCGCAGGCCUUCACCGAGGCGUUUUGGCUCAUCAACUCGGUAAAGGUCUACCAGGCCGACGGCGGGGCCAGCGCUUCCGCCCCCGCCACUGCUCCAGUUGGCGUGCCGACGGCUCGGCCUUCGGCCCCGAUUCCGGGUGUCCCGGGCGUCUCGGCCAUCCCUGGAGCACCUGGUUACUGA